This is a messenger RNA of Kwoniella botswanensis, 1098 nucleotides long. RefSeq lists its product as uncharacterized. The coding region runs from base 1 to 1098 and encodes 365 amino acids. NCBI's taxonomy places the organism in Eukaryota, Fungi, Basidiomycota, Tremellomycetes, Tremellales, Cryptococcaceae. The record is from RefSeq and is a predicted model, not a curated record. The transcript has a single exon.
AUGGGACCUCCCGGUGGUCUCAUCAACACGACAUCUUCUUUAACGCCUGAUAUGGGACAACUGGAGACCGACUUUGAUUACCUCACUUCCCCCGCCCUCACUGGUGGGGGAUAUGGUCUGAACCUCGAUCCAUACCAACCUUUCUCUCAUCCACAUUCACCUUCAGCGUAUAGCGCUUUUUCAGGUUCAUCUAAGAGAAGACGAACAGGUCUUGAUGGCUGGUUUACACCUUUAUCACCUAGAGGAUUGGCUUUACAAACUGUUCAAACAACCUUGAUCACAUUCAAGGAUCAUCAUGCAGCCGAGCCGCUGAGGAGAGGUCCGAUCGCCCUAGCAGUCCAACGUCUGGAAUCUGGCCUUGAUGCUGAUACGAUCAAUAUAAUCAAGUCUAUCAUUGAUGACAUGAAAGAAGAUCAAGCUGUCUCCGAUGAUAGGAGCGUCCUCUGGAUGUGCAAUGAGACUAUCAAAGCGUUAAACACUUUGGAGAAAGAUUUCACGUUUGAUAUUGACAAUGGCUCUGGUCGUGAUCAUCAAGGUUCCCCCAUUGGGAAAGGUGGGAAACGUUCACAUCCUGAUAAUUUCCCAGCAAUAUCGACGGUCACUGAGCCGUCUGCCGAUACGGUUACUUCAGAUGAAGAUUCAGUGGAAAUGGCACCCCCCGCUCGACGAUCCGGAAAUGAGGCUGCAGGGCCGAAAUCAUGCAAUAGUUGUACCGAAUCGAACACGAAAUGUACGACUUUCGUGAGCACAAGGGUAGAUGGUAGUGUCUACUAUGCCAAGUGUGGAGAAUGCCACGAGCGCAGAUCAAAGUGUUCCCUGGCGACUAGAGAACACCUUCAGCCAUACAAGGGCGAUAUGACCUUGAUUGAAGAUUUCAUUGAAAGGGUCAAGUCCACAAGAGCCAGGAGGGUGUACGAAUCCCCUAAGGAGAAGGAACAGGCAAGAGAGGGGUAUCUGACCAGCAGGUCAAAGACGGCCAGACCCGAAGAAGCAGCAACGGCGGCGAACACAGUGACGGCCACGAAAGACAGCGUGAUUGAACUGACGUCUGGGAGGGAUGCGUUUGGUCAGUCACUCCGACGUAGAAAUAGAUCCUGA